UUUUUGUCAACCAGUAAAUUCUUCACUAGAGUUUGUUCAAAGGCUAUAAAAUCUUAUAAAUUACAUUAGAAAAACCCUUCAUAAUUUUCUACGGCAGUUCUAGUCAAGUUCAACGUCAAGAUUUGCAAACAUUGCAUAAUUUUCAGAGUGUUAUUAUCAUGUUAUCAACUCGCACGCUAGCUCGUGCCAGCGCGCGCGCGUAUACCACAUGGAUGCCAGACCCAUUGGAACACGCGACUGGCAAGGAGAAGCGCGAGUUGCUAGCACAUAUGGCUGGCAACUGCGACCCCUUUCAUAUAAUGAGCAUUAAAAGAGGUCCCGGCAAGAAAGACUGCCCCAACAUAAUCCCGAGCGCAUUUAACAAGAGGCUGGUGGGGUGCGUGUGCCACCCCCACGCCAGCCACGUGGAGUACAUGUGGCUGCACGAGGGCCAGCCGAAGCGCUGCGGCUGCGGACACUGGUUCCAGCUGUGCCGUGUCCCAGCUUUGUAGGGGUUCUUAGUCACCCCGAUGUGGGGGUCCCCAGUCACCCCAAUAUAGGGUUGAUUAGGUACCCCAAUGGGGAGACUGACAGUUGGUUACUGUCCUUAUAAUAAAUACUAAAAGGUGUCAAAUAUAAUUCUUAUAAUGUGGUAUUGGUAUUAGUGUUCUCAAUGUAUUAGUAUAGUUUUGUGAGGUUUAAUUACAUAAAUAACUUAGUAACUUUGAACUAUGUA
Aricia agestis (brown argus) is the source of this 715-nucleotide messenger RNA. RefSeq names its product cytochrome c oxidase subunit 5B, mitochondrial-like. The transcript has 3 exons. NCBI's taxonomy places the organism in Eukaryota, Metazoa, Arthropoda, Insecta, Lepidoptera, Lycaenidae. Gene Ontology annotation, biological process: mitochondrial electron transport, cytochrome c to oxygen. Gene Ontology annotation, cellular component: mitochondrial envelope. Bases 159 to 491 code for a protein of 110 amino acids. The record is from RefSeq and is a predicted model, not a curated record.